UCAUACACUGAUGCUACGUUGACGGUGGUGGGCGGGCGCAGCUAAGAAAAUUAUAAGGUCAUUUGAAUUAGGCUUGCUAGCGAGGUUAUCGGCUGCAAUGAUCACUGAAAUCAUAUAAGUGUUUGUGACAAAUGAACGGACGAUGAUCACAGUGUCAGAGUCGACGCUCACAGUCGGGACGAACUGACUCCAGAUCCUCCGGAGGAGAGGGGAGAAGACAAGCAGCAGCACCGGCGGCGGCAGCGGCGGCGGCAGCAGCAGCAGCAAAAGUGUGGUAUUAACACCAGGAGAGGAUCCCGGUGCGUGCGUCUGUCUAUCUGUGCGUUUCUGUGAGAGACUCUCUGUCAAAGCCAGAGCAGCGGAGGUGGCGGUCAGGCUAGCUCAUAAGCCGAUCAAGGUGGAAACGCACACAGCGAGGUUUCACGUCAGGGAUUUCUACGCAUCUUCAUGCUGUAACGGUGUGAGACAAGUGCGAGGAUGAUGCGAUUAGGGUGCUGCACAGCCCUGCUGUUCGUGCUGAGGCUGCUGGUGGGCUUGCCUUGGUUCCAGGUUAUUCCGGCCAUCCUGAUCUUCUACCUCGGAAGCGGAGGAUGGAGCUUCCUGCAGAUUUUUGCCAAAACAAUUGGCAGAGACUUACAUGCGGCAGGUGUGUUAUUGCGAGUGAAGAUGAAUGUCAGGCGACAUCUCAAAGAGAAGAACACAAUUCCCAAGAUCUUUGCGGAAACAGUGCGCCGCCACGGGGACAAAGCGGCGCUCAUCUUCGAAGGGACCGGCGAGAAGUGGACCUUCCGGCAGUUAGACGAGUAUUCCAACAGAGUGGCCAACCUGCUGCUACAGCGGGGUUUUAAGGAGGGUGAUGUGGUGGCUCUCUUCAUGGAGAACCGGUCCCAGUACGUGGGUCUGUGGCUGGGAAUGGCCAAGAUUGGAGUCGAGGCUGCUCUCAUCAACUUCAAUUUAAGACUGGAGGCCUUGGUCCACUGUGUCACCAUCUCCAAUGCCAAGGCUGUGGUGUUUGGUUCAGAGCUGACUGACGCCGUUUCCGAGAUCCACAGUUCAAUGGGGAAGGCGGUGCAGAUGUUCUGCUCUGGAGACUGGGACCCCAAACGAGUCCCACAGGGAACGGAAUGCCUAGAGACCCUGCUGCCCAGUGCCCCGUCUCACCUGCCCAGCCGACCUCUGCGUGGCUUCACAGAUCGCCUGUUCUACAUCUACACGUCAGGAACCACUGGGAUGCCUAAAGCUGCUAUUGUUGUGCACAGCAGGUACUACCGCAUGGCAGCUUUGGUUUAUUAUGGCUUUAGGAUGACAUCAGACGAUGUGCUGUAUGAUUGCCUUCCACUCUACCACUCUGCAGGAAACAUUGUGGGAGUGGGCCAGUGUCUUAUACACGGCAUGACUGUAGUCAUCAGAAAGAAGUUCUCUGCCUCGCGUUUCUGGGACGACUGUGUCAAGUACAACUGCACUAUUGUGCAGUACAUUGGCGAGAUCUGCAGAUACCUGCUCAACCAGCCAGUUCGCGACUCGGAACAGCAACAUCGGGUGCGCAUGGCGCUGGGUAACGGCCUUCGUCAGUCCAUAUGGGAAGAGUUCAUGAACCGCUUCAACAUCCCACAGAUUGCAGAGUUUUAUGGCGCGACAGAGUGCAACUGCAGCCUGGGCAACUUUGAUAACAAGGUUGGAGCGUGUGGCUUCAACAGUCAGAUUUUACCCUAUGUCUACCCUAUCAGACUGGUGAGGGUUGAUGAAGAGACCAUGGAACUCAUUAGGGGACCUGACGGCGUUUGCAUUCCCUGUAAACCUGGUGAGCCUGGCCAGCUGGUAGGCAGGAUCAUUCAGAAUGACCCUCUUAGGAGGUUUGAUGGUUAUGUCAACCAAUCAGCAACCAGCAAGAAGAUUGCUCACAGUGUUUUCAAGAAGGGAGACAGUGCCUAUCUCUCUGGUGAUGUGCUGAUCAUGGACAAGCACGGUCACAUGUACUUCAAGGACCGCACAGGAGACACUUUCCGCUGGAAAGGAGAGAAUGUCUCUACGACAGAGGUUGAGGGGACACUCAGCAGGCUCCUAGACAUGAAAGACGUUGUCGUGUAUGGCGUGGAAGUGCCAGGAGCAGAGGGAAAGGCCGGGAUGGCAGCCGUCGCUGAUCCGUCUCACACCUCAGACCUGGAGAAGUUGGUGAAGGACAUGGAGAAGGCACUUCCUCCGUACGCCAGACCCGUUUUCCUUCGCUUUCUCCCCGAGGUCAACAAGACAGGAACAUUUAAGUUUCAGAAGACAGAGUUGCGUAGAGACGGCUUUGACCCGAGCGCCACAUCGGACAGACUCUACUUCUUGGAUUCCAGCAGAGGGCGCUAUGUGCGGCUGGACGAUACGUUUUACCGCUCGAUACUGUCAGGGAAACACAAAUUGUGAUGCCGAGGCUGAGCCGCUAGAUUUACACAUGUACACACGGACACUCGCAUACACAAACACAUGCAGAGAAAGAGACAAGGGGGGAAAUUGUAAGAGCAGGAAACCUGAAUGCACAACCCGGUCCCUCAUUUACUCUACUCCACACAUAUAAAAAAAAAAUACACAUACAAUGAUAGCCAUACUCGUUCUGUGCACACAUUUAAAUGCCAACACAUUCGCACAUAAUACACAGACGCCAGAUAGUCCUUUGAUCCCUAAAGCAAACAUACUCUAAUGCACACACACACUUACACACGCAACACCAUUUUACUCAUCACCUGAAAUCUCCCUGGCAACUUCUCUCGCUACCUCAGCAAACACAGAGAGGCAACAACUCAGUAACCAGGUCUCACAUGGCCCACGAGCAGCCCCCGACGUCUUCAUCGUGGUCCAUCACACCACGUGAUUUGCUAGGGGGGGGGACAUCACUAGAGGGCGGGGGGUGGGAGGUGUUUUGAGGAAAAGCAGGCUGCCUGGCAUCUGGAAUGCCAAAACCUGAAAACUAGAGACGACAACGGACUUUAUGGAGGAUAAAUGGGAACGUGGAUUGUACAGUUUGUGGGACAGAGGAGGGACCCGCAAGGACCUUAACACUUUCUCUCUCCCUCUCUCUCUCGUUGUUAUUUUAGCAAGAUUGUUUUGUGAAAGACUGGAGCCUGUAUCGUUGACUUCACCUGCACAAUUGGCCAGCAGGUACAAACCUGUGAUAACUACACCUUUUUCCUUUUCAUCUGAAGUUGACUUUUUUUUUGUCCCUCUCCCUUGAAUCUCCUGAUGUCCUUGUCUUCAUUUCCAGUUUGCAAUUAAAAUGAAGACAGGACACCAAGGCGGCGGCGGGGAGGUGAUAUAUAUGAAAUGUGAAAAAAGCCUUUUGAAUUGCAUCCAACAGCUACAGAGGUUGAGUUAGACCAGUGGUUGAAGCUGAUUUCUCUACUGAAGUGCAAUAGGGCUCCAGCCUUGCAAUAAACAUCAACACACACACACACACACAAGAGCUGAUAUUAAACAAAAAGUUUUGCGUUUAAAAUAUGUCUGCAUUACACCAAAUAUAUUUAAGUUGGAGUGUUUGUUUACAUAUUUAAAAGAAUAUGAACACUUUAGUUAAUUUAUGUUGUAAAAGCUUUCUCUUUUAUUUCUAGUCCAAAUGUAUCAGGGUAUUUAUUUUGUAUGUGUAUCGCUCGCUAUUGGGAGUCCUCGUAAAUGAAGCUGCUGUUCCAGGCUGGGUAUUGAUUUGAAAAAAAAGAAUUGUCACGGUAUCGAUAUCAAUAACUUUGAUGCUGAUUCCUCAACAAAAAAACGUUGAACACACGUUUUAAGCCCCAGCUUCCUCCUCCAUAUUGAUAUUGGGUGAUAUAGAGGACAUUUGAUCGAUACCGAAAAAGUAUUAAAGUUCCAUACCCAGCCCCUACUGCUGUUUUCAUUCUAUAUCAGCUGCUCAAAUCACAAAGUAAAGUAAUCUGACCGAUUCAACCCUGGGCUAAAAACAUUGGGCUAUUUCCAUUUCCAUACACAGCGCUGUUCACUUGCUGAGCUGAGGUGCAGUAUCAUCCGUGGCUGUAUUGUGCAGGUUUUGUCGUAAAAAGAAGUUGGUGUGUGUGUGUGUGUGUGUUAGAGUGAGUGUGAGAAUAUUCUUCUGAAUCCUAUGAAGACUUGACUGAACAGAGCGUAGCACUGAAUCGCCUCAUUGGCAAGCACUCUUGUUUUUAAACAAUAUCCUGUUGCUCUAGACGGAUGUUCUGCCAGAAUCAGGAAAGCCGAACGAUCCAAAGAUUCAAAGGCAGGGAGUAGGGACAUUGUAAUGUAGAGGGUGCAUUUAAGAAAAAAAAAAAAAAAAGAAGAGGAGGACAUGUGAUUUAUCAUAAAUUGUCUUGUCUUAUGAUUUGGAGUCGCUGUCAUCGGAGCAUUAUCAACCACAAGCAGAGCACUGUGCCUUACUGUGAGUUCACCUCCCAGAUUCGCAGGCGCUGGCCCACACUUUGUUUGCUGCUCACUGAGCGUCCGCCUGUCUGUCUGUCAUAAUCUCAUGUGUUGUGUCCAUGUUUUCAGCCGAGUGUAGCCUCACACAGCUGGCAAAACUCACAAUUUACUCGUAAAACAGUUUCUUCAAGGCUCUCGUCAUCUGCCCAGGUGCAGGACAUGUUAGUUAGUGUUGAUGUGUCGCUAGGCAAGGGUCAAAACAUCAGGACAACAAUCAUAGCAAUUUGUGAAAACUCACUGUCCCUCACAUCUGGCACUCGUGCUGCAAUUCGACUGUUAUUUUCACAAGUGGUGAUCAAUUAGUUUAGUUUAGUUUGUUGAAAAAGAAUAGUAAUUGGUGUUUGCCAAACCUCAUGAUGUAUUCUUUUUGCCCACAAACCAAAGAAAGAUAUUUUACUGUUUACUGUCCAAAGCAAAAAUCUGAAAAUGUAUCAAAGAAAAACACUUAAUUAUGAGAAUAGAAUAAUAGGGGGAUUCAUUUAGUUGUUGAUUACUAAAGUAUUAUUGAUGCAGUCACAGUCCUCACUGUAACCUGCUGUCUUUGAUAAGCGUUUGUUUAUGACAUGAUCUUUCAGCUGAGUCACCAUUUGCUCAGCACAUUUAGUGAAAGCCUUUAUUAGUCCUCUCCAUUUCAUCAUCUCUUCCCUCUGUCCUCCAUCUUGUCUUCUUCUUCUGACCAUUGCCCUUCAUCUGUUCAAGGACACAAGCGACUGUCUGAAUGUCUGCUUCAUCUUGGUGUGUGUGUGUGUGUGUGCGUUGUUCAUUCACACACUGAUAAAAAAAAAAGUUCACAUAAUUUCCUAAUUGGGGAUUCUUUUCGAGGUGCUUUGCUUGUGGUUCUUUUGUCAACUUUUGAGAUUGGUUUGGUGGAGGGUUUUGGUAACGCAAAGCUCCAACUGCAGGUUCAGAAAUUGCUCUUUCCUAUGUGCGUAAUUUGUCAUUUUCUUGUCUUUCUCCAUACCUUUUUACAAGUGAUUCCAUCCUACGUCACCCACCAGUGCAGCAGUGGCAGGUUGUUGCCAACAUUUGAAGACUGAGUUUUCGUCAUGUGAGUCUGAUUCUCAGUAACAGCUUUCUUAAGUUUGCACUGACUCACAAACACAGUUGACCUUGACUGCUCUCACUCCGUAUUCUCCCAUUUUGGUGAAUUAGACCAAUGAAGGCAUUUGCCAGAAACUGACAUUCAUCCCUGCUCCCUGUUUGUAGUUCAGUCACAUGUUCUUUAAUGACGAGUGUGAUUUAUCAUGAAUGUCUGAAAAGCAAAAUGAGUGAUGAUGAUUUUGUAAAGUAUCAUUUUAUAUAAUAUAUAUAUGUAACAUAUAUAUAUAUAUAUAUAUAUAUAUAUAUAUAUAUAUAUAUAUAGCAGGGAAAGCAGUUUGGCUGUUAUGAUGCUUCUGAGGGGUUACGUUUGUUUAACCCGGACCACCAGGGGGCGCAUGACUGAACAGCCCCACAUUAGAGCACUCUGAAUAAGAUGUUUCUAUUUACUUUUUCUUUUUUUUCCCUUUUUUUAUGGAAUUAAAUUAUUAUUAUUAUUUUGGAGUAACUGUUGAUUAUGUUUUUGAUUGUUUCACUGUUAUGUGUUUGUGUUAAAUUGCAGCUUUGUGACUUUGGUAUAAAAGGGGAUUUGUGCACGAGUGGAAGACAAUCAGAUCAGCAGUUGUUUUUAUGUCUUUUUUGCACAAGCAAAAUACCCGGUUAUUAUACAUUUUGUGGAUCAAAUUGGUUGUAAAUGUUGACCAGACCUGGACACUGUAGGUCAGUAAAGUGUGUGUGUGUGUGAAGCAGCUGAAGGCCUGCAGGGAGUGAAGGGUCUGUGGGAGAGUAGAGAGUUUGACUCACCAGCCAGUUUUGUCCAGAGGGGGGCGCUGUACCUUCACCAAAACUGUCUCGGGCUAGAGAAAGUUCAAGUCAAGUGUACUUGGUGUCUCUUGCAGUCUUUGGAUUGUUAGUGGAAGAAUUAUAUACAACUGUGACUAGAAGUGUUUGUGUUUCACUGAGAUCUCAUGUGAUUUAUUUUGAACAUGUGGAUUGUUUUCCUAAUUCCAACAAAGAAUAAUGUUAUUAUAAUCGUUAAAUUCUCAUCUUUAAUAUUUUUCCGCUAUAAAUGCCUGUCAACCAAAUUAUAAUUUACCAGGUAAUCUGUACGUUUACUUUAUUUACAUUGCUAUCAGACAGAUGCCAGUCCCCUAGAAAUUACAAGAUGGUGUCUUUUGAUGAGUAGUUGUGCUCCAAGGUGAACGAGCAAGUCCCUGAAUUUUAAAAAUGCAAAACAAAAACGACUUGUAAUCAAAAAUAAAAUUACUCCUAAGGGCAGAGUGAAGUUUGUAAUAAUGUGAGAAAGGAUUAUUGCACAUUGUGUGUGUGUGUGUGUGUGUGUGUGUGUGUGUGUUUGUCAUGUCUCACGCCGAUCAACAUUAUUCAACCUGCUUUUUCCUCUUUCGCUCGCUGUCAAAGUCCUCGGAAAUGUCUAAAAGGUCUAUACAAGAAAGCAAGUCUGCCUGUGUGUGUGUGUGUGUGCGUGUGUGUGUAGUGGAGGUCUGUGAGGUUUGCUAAGUGUGUGUGUAUGUGUGCAAAGACACACACACUCACACACACUGAUGUUCCUCUUGUCCACAGAAGGCUAGCUGUAUACAUCAUGCAUUUCAAGAAAAAUGAGAUCAAAUCAGUGCUGCAAAUGGAAAUUAUUUCAUCAUUAUUAAUAAAAAAAAAAAUAUAUCAAUUGUU
Solea senegalensis (Senegalese sole) is the source of this 7152-nucleotide messenger RNA. It is a transcript of the gene slc27a4, whose product is annotated as solute carrier family 27 member 4. NCBI's taxonomy places the organism in Eukaryota, Metazoa, Chordata, Actinopteri, Pleuronectiformes, Soleidae. Gene Ontology annotation, biological process: medium-chain fatty acid transport; long-chain fatty acid import into cell; response to nutrient. Gene Ontology annotation, cellular component: microvillus; endoplasmic reticulum membrane; plasma membrane. The record is from RefSeq and is a predicted model, not a curated record. The coding region runs from base 478 to 2409 and encodes 643 amino acids. The transcript has 14 exons. Gene Ontology annotation, molecular function: long-chain fatty acid transmembrane transporter activity; long-chain fatty acid-CoA ligase activity.